GUUGCGCGCCGGGGGCGGGUGGGGGGCGGUGUCCUGGCCAUGGCCGGCCUGUCGGACCUGGAGCUGCGGCGGGAGCUGCAGGCCCUGGGCUUCCAGCCAGGACCCAUCACCGACACCACUCGGGACGUCUACCGCAACAAGCUGCGCCGUCUGCGGGGCGAGGCCCGGCUACGCGACGAGGAGCGGCUGAGGGAGGAGGCCCGGCAGCGGGGUCAGGACCGGCUGCGGGAGGAGGCCCGGCUACGCGAGGAGGCGCCGCUACGCGCCCGGCCAGCCGUGGCCUCUCUGCGGUCCGAGCCCUGGGUCUCCCCUCCGGCCUCGGGCCCGGCCUACACAACUGCCGGGGCCUAUGGCGAUCUCGGAGCCUCCGCAUCUUCCUGGGCCGGGAGCCGCGGCCUGGCCUACCCCGCCCGCCCUGCGCCGCUCCGGCGACGCGCCUCGGUCCGGGGCAGCUCCGAGGAGGACGAGGAUGCUCGGAUGCCCGACAGGGCCGCACUGGGCCCGGCCCGCCGCUGGUGGGCCUCGUCCCCGUCCCUGGCGCGGCCGCCCUCUGCCCUCCUCAGUCCCGACCCGCGCCCAGGCCUGAGGGUCUCGCGAGCGGGCUCUGCGGGCGCCGCGCGGGCCCGGCCCGAAGUGGGGCGGCGGCUGGAGCGCUGUCUGUCUCGGCUCCUGCUCUGGGCCAGCCUGGGGCUGCUGCUCGUCUUCCUGGGCAUCCUCUGGGUGAAGAUGGGCAAGCCCCCGGCGCCGCAGGAGGCGGAGGACAACAUGAAAUUAUUGCCAGUGGACUGUGAGAGGAAAACAGACGAGUUCUGCCAAGCCAAGCAGAAGGCCGCCUUGCUGGAGCUGCUGCAUGAGCUGUACAACUUCCUGGCCAUCCAAGCCGGUAAUUUUGAGUGUGGAAAUCCAGAGAAGCUAAAAAGCAAAUGCAUUCCUGUUCUGGAAGCCCAGGAAUAUAUAGCAAAUGUGACCAGCAGCUCCUCUGCCAAGUUUGAAGCAGCGCUGACCUGGAUACUGAGCAGCAACAAGGAUGUGGGCAUCUGGUUAAAAGGGGAAGAUCCGUCUGAGCUGGUGACAACUGUGGACAAGGUGGUCUGCCUGGAGUCUGCCCGCCCCCGCAUGGGCGUUGGCUGCCGCCUGAGUCGUGCCCUGCUCACUGCGGUCACCCAUGUGCUCAUCUUCUUUUGGUGCUUGGCUUUUCUGUGGGGGCUCCUGAUUCUCCUGAAGUACCGGUGGAGGAAGUUAGAAGAGGAGGAACAGGCUAUGUAUGAGAUGGUGAAGAAGAUCAUAGACGUAGUCCAGGACCAUUACGUGGACUGGGAGCAAGAUAUGGAGCGCUACCCGUACGUGGGCAUCCUGCACGUGCGUGACACCCUCAUCCCUCCACAGAGUCGGAGGCGCAUGAAGCGGGUAUGGGACCGCGCCGUGGAGUUCCUGGCCUCCAAUGAAUCCCGGAUCCAGACAGAGUCCCACCGCGUGGCUGGAGAAGACAUGCUGGUGUGGAGAUGGACUAAGCCCUCCUCCUUUUCUGACUCAGAGCGAUAAGUCCAGGCAGGGAGUCUGUUCCCAGUCAGCCUGUCCCAGGACAGCCCACACCAGGGCGAGGGUCACCAGACCUGCUGGUGCUGAAUUCACACUUGCCUUGACUAUUCACCCUCCUGACUCCAGCCCCAAGGCCUCUCUGAAAGAUUUCAGAAUUGUUAGCUCCUCAGGAAAACAUGGGCUUCCUUUAAGGGUGGAGGGGCAAAGCCAGGAGUGCAGCCCAUCCUCUCUGCCUCCUUUUUGGCAGAAAGGGGGAGGAGGGUUUGUUUUCCAUGAAUAGAAAACAAAAGGGCAGCCGCUGUGAGACCUGUGGAAGCCUGAGGCUGGUGGGCUGGAGCGGCCUGGCCAGGAGAUGCCCAGUGAGUCUGCCUGGCUUGGGAGGUGGGUCAGGGAUGGUGGGAUGGGGCAGCAGGGGCGUAGGGGAGUGACUUGGUCCAUGUGCCUUGGGGGUGAGGGAGAAAGCCUGUCCUGUGACUGGGUGGGCUGCUUUUGUCCUAAAAGGGGAAGAUGCUAGAAAUUAGAACCAGUGACUAUAGAGGAACUGUCCAGAAGCACUGGGCCCUGGUCUUCAGGGCCUCAGGGGGGGGAGGAGGGAGCUGCUGGCAUGGCCUCCAGGAAGGAGCCGAGUCUGGUUAGAGGACAAGAACAGAGGGUCGGUCUGCCCUGCAGCCAUCAGUUAGCUCUUCAGUGCUACUUCUCACAGAAGUUGUUGUUUCAGAGCAGACUUGCAGCCAGGGGUCGUGUCAGGCUGAGAAUGCAGGACUCUGGGAGCCUCGCAUCAGGGCUGAGAGCCUCCUGCGGGCCAAGAUCACCUUGUCUUACUGUGACCACCGCCUCCCCACCGGGCGGGCUGUUUACCCAUAGCCUGCAGUCUGUACCGGCGGCGGCCGCACACUGCCCCCUGCUGGCCGCCCCGGAGUGGCUACCGCGCUGCCGCCUGCUGGUCAGCCUGCGCCCGCCUGCAGGAGGACGGCUGCAGAAACACCCGGUGGGGGGCCUUAUUAGUUAAGUGCGGAGCCUCUCCAGCGAGGCUCAUCUCUUACGUCCUCAUUGGUGCUGGGCAGGAGACUGGAGCAAGCAGAGGAGACAACUGCUGCCUGCAGAAGACACCGACUGCCCCUUUCUGGGCUUACUGGUGUUUGUUUCUUAAUAAAGCUCCAGUCUGCCUGGUUUGAGCAAUACUCUCAUUUCCUCUGAUGUCUAGGUGAUCGGCAGGGCUGGCACCAGCACCCGGGUGACCAGGCUCUGUUCUCAUAAUCAGGCUUCAGCCAGAAUAAGAACUGUCACAGGCUUCAGUAUCAGGGUGAAACUUGGAUAAAUAAACUAUUUAUUAAAAAUGGA
Messenger RNA from Ictidomys tridecemlineatus (thirteen-lined ground squirrel), 2880 nucleotides. RefSeq names its product LEM domain nuclear envelope protein 2 (gene Lemd2). Lineage: Eukaryota; Metazoa; Chordata; Mammalia; Rodentia; Sciuridae. Gene Ontology annotation, biological process: negative regulation of BMP signaling pathway; nuclear envelope organization. The record is from RefSeq and is a predicted model, not a curated record. Gene Ontology annotation, molecular function: chromatin DNA binding.